GCACAUGAAUGAGGGUAUUCCCGCAGUUUGUCCGUAUUGUGGAAGUUCUUCAGCUCGUUCUGAAGCGGAAGUUAUCCACGAUUCUGCAUAUAAAACGACUGGAUAGUGCCACGGCCUCUCGCUAGCAAUUCUGCUGCGAAAUUAAGACGACAUGAAGCACAUCGCAACCAUCCUUGCAUUGCUCUCCAUCGCGAUCGCCCCCAAAGGGGCUUUCAGCCAGCUUCCUCGCUUGGGCGGUGUGAACACUGCUGGAUAUGACUUUACAGUGUACACCAAUGGUAGCUUCACAAACAGUGCGGCGAUGCCUCCUGCGUGGCAGUAUGCCCACUUCUCUGCGGAGGGCGCAAACCUAUAUCGCGUUCCCUUCGCGUGGCAGGAGAUGACCCCGGUCCUGGGUGGUCCCAUCAAUAUGACCUUCUUCAACGAAGAGUACGAUGUGACCGUGCAAGCCGCACUGGCUUCGAGCCCUAACGCGCAUGCCAUCGUCGAUCUUCAUAACUACGCACGUUGGAACGGCGGUAUCAUUGCCCAGGGUGGUCCCACCAACGAGCAAUACGCUUCGAUCUGGACGCAGCUCGCAGCACUCUAUGGCAACAACGAUAGGCUUCUUUUAGGUAUCAUGAACGAGCCGCACGAUCUCGACAUCCCUACAUGGGCCGAGUCGGUGCAAUACGUCGUGAACGCCAUCCGUUCGACGGGAGCGACGAACUACCUCCUGCUUCCAGGCUCUAACUAUACUUCGGCGCAGACGUUCCCCACAGGCGCGGGCCCGUACUUGCUCGACGUGACCGACCCCCUCUUCGGUAACACCGAACGGCUCAUCUUCGAUGUGCACAAGUAUCUCGACUACGACAACAGCGGCACGCACGCUGAGUGUGUCACGAACAACACCGUCGUUCUGGAGACGCUUGUGAGCUGGAUGCAAGCCAACGGCAACCGACAAGCUGUUCUCAGCGAGACCGGCGGCGGCGACACCGCAAGCUGUGAAGAGUAUCUCGGACAAGAACUGGCGUAUGUGAAGUCGGCUUACCCAAGCCUCGUCGGAUUCUCCGUCUGGGCUGCAGGUUCCUUCGCGACUGACUACAUCCUUUCGAUGACGCCAUAUCCCAACGGUACUGACCAGCCGUUGUGGAUCGAUGCAGUGAGACCGAAUCUUCCGUGAGGGCGUCCACAGACGCGUGCUUGUCCGCAGAUGCUGUGUAAAUGUUCCCAGGGUGCCGCGUGUAUGUUGCAGUGAAUGCACAGGAAUAACCGCCUGUUGUAACCUAUUACGUGUCCGAUUAUGCAUAGCAUACACAAGAAUACUCGUUUCAUUCUGAGAGCUGCUCGGCCGCAUACUAGCGCCGUCGGCCAGG
Messenger RNA from Laetiporus sulphureus 93-53, 1355 nucleotides. Its product is annotated as glycoside hydrolase family 5 protein. Gene Ontology annotation, biological process: glucan catabolic process. NCBI's taxonomy places the organism in Eukaryota, Fungi, Basidiomycota, Agaricomycetes, Polyporales, Laetiporaceae. Bases 152 to 1162 code for a protein of 336 amino acids. The record is from RefSeq and is a predicted model, not a curated record. Gene Ontology annotation, molecular function: hydrolase activity, hydrolyzing O-glycosyl compounds. The transcript has 11 exons.